GCCUUCCUCUCCGGUCGCCGCGCGCGUCGCCGCGUUCUUGUCGGCGGCGCCCCCGCCCCCCGAGGGCUCGGUGGAGGUGGUGAGGAAGCUGCUCGGGAACGUGGUGCGGGAGCCCGGGAACGACAAGUUCCGGAGGAUCCGGAUGGGGAAUCCCAAGAUUAGGGAGGCGGUGGCCGACGUCGGGGGAGGGGUCGACCUUUUGGAGUGCGUGGGGUUUAGGAUCGGGGAAGAAGACGGCGAGAUUUGGGCGACGAUGGGGGUUCCGGCGGAGGAGCAGGUCGCCGUGAUCAGAGAGGCGUUGUCGUUGUUAGAUCGCGGGCGGAAUUCGGAGGAGUCCUCAAAGUCGCAGGCAACGUCGGAUGUGGCCGCGGAGAGAUCUACCGAGCCGAGGAAGAUCGAUAGGCGGGUCCGGGUGUUCUUUUGUCUUCCUGAAAGCGUGCCUGCAGAUAGUGAUCUGCCAGACUCAUUCUAUAACCUAUCUGUGGGAGAGGUAAAGAGAGAAGCUGAUAUGCGGAAGAAAAGACUAGAAGAGUCUCGAUUGCUUAUUCCUAAGUCAUAUAAGGAGAAACAGGCCUUGGCUGCUCGGAAGAAGUUCAAGAGGACAGUUGUUCGGAUCCAAUUUCCAGAUGGAGUAAUUCUCCAGGGCGUGUUUCUUCCUUGGGAGCCAACUAGCGUGUUAUAUGAGUUUGUGAGUUCUUCGCUGAAGGAGCCCAGUUUGGAAUUUGAGCUUCUGCGACCAGCAAUUCCAAAGCUUCGAGCAAUUCCUCGCUUCCCGCGACCUGGGGAUAAAGCGCCAACACUAGAAGAUGAAGACUUAGUUCCUUCUGCGCUACUGAAGUUUAGACCCGUAGAGACGCAGUCAGUUGUUUUCACCGGUCUGACCAACGAACUACUCGAAGCCAGUGAGCCGCUUACGGCUGCAACAUCUGUUUCCGAUGAACUAAAUGACAAUGGCCAUGAUUCUCAGUGAAAAAUCUCAUAUAAUUCCAUCAUUGUGCUUUUUUUUUUUUCCCGAAUGAUUGGCGAUAGAUGCAGGUAUUGUACUGCAAUUCAAAGGAAUUUAUCAUUUUGAUGUAAAUAAAUACUGGUUCACACGCAAUGCUGUAACAAUUGGUGAUGAGCUUCUAGCCUCUUUCCAGCUGCUCUGAAUUUAAUUUAUCAGAUAUAACUGAUGCUAGAUGUACUUGUGCACAUGUUUCCAAGAGAAUAAUUAUAUUUUGAGUGGGUUUGACAUU
Messenger RNA from Ananas comosus (pineapple), 1235 nucleotides. RefSeq names its product plant UBX domain-containing protein 2. Gene Ontology annotation, molecular function: DNA binding; protein binding. Lineage: Eukaryota; Viridiplantae; Streptophyta; Magnoliopsida; Poales; Bromeliaceae. The record is from RefSeq and is a predicted model, not a curated record. Gene Ontology annotation, biological process: defense response to fungus; DNA repair.